AUGAUUCUCAAAAACGAGCUGAUUCAACUGUUGGAUAAGGCGCAAUUCAAACUACGGAAAUGGAGUUCCAACAGUUGGCGUCUUCUAAAAUCAUUGCCAGAAGAGGACCGAUGUUAUGAGCCUAUCCAGCUCCUCAACAAAUCAGCUGCGGAUUCACCAAUCACAAUUCUUGGCAUCCAAUGGAAUCCCGGAAAGGACGUCAUGUACCUCAAUAUCAAGGAGUGCGAUCCGACCAUUUCUCCGACGAAAAGGGAACUCUUGUCGCAGCUAUCAAGAAUCUAUGACCCGCUUGGAUUGGUAGCGCCGGUCACAGUUCUACUCAAGCUUAUCUUCCAAGAAAGCUGGACAAGUGUUCUGCAAUGGGAUGACCCGAUUCCUGAAACUCUACGCUCGCGCUGGAAGGCCUUGGUGGAGGAUUUGCCAACACUUACGCAAUGUCAAGUACCACGAUACAUUGCGUCACCAUUCCAAGACGUUCAACUACACGGAUUCGCCGACGCAUCCGCGCAAGCCUACGGUGCGGUUGUAUACGCUCGAGUAGCAUAUGGAGGCAGUUUUCAAAUCACCCUAGUUGCUGCCAAAACCCGUGUAGCCCCGAUCAAGCCUGUUUCGAUCCCACGUCUGGAACUGAAUGCUGCUUUACUUCUUGCUCGAUUGCUCUCGAUUGUCAAAGCCUCACUAACGAUUCCUAUUUUCAGCACGAGCUGCUGGACAGAUUCAGAAAUUGUGCUACACUGGCUUUCAGCUCCCCCACGAAACUGGAACACAUACGUCUGCAACCGAACGGCUGAGAUCCUGAACGACUUUCCUCGCAGCUGCUGGAAUCAUGUCCGCACAGAGGACAACCCUGCCGACUGUGCUUCUCGAGGACUUCAUCCGUCCAAGCUUCUGGAGCAUCGACUGUGGUGGAAGGGUCCAUCAUGGCUGGCCACACCGCCCUCUGAGUGGCCACCGUCUACAAGCAAGUUCAGCGUAUCUCCAAAUCUCGAUGUCAACACCGAAGAGCGAUCUGUCAAGCCCACAACUCUACAUAACUUUCCUGAUGAAAGUAUCUACGAGUUACUCAUCCACAAAUUCUCAACCUGGACGCGUCUGCUAAGGGUAUCUAGCUACUGUUAUCGCUUUAUUCACACUCUUCGAUCUCGUCAUAGGAAUCCGGCACCAUUCCUUACAUCCGAAGAGUUGCAGGCCGCACGUUGCCGACUCAUCCGACACGUGCAACAAACUUUCUUUGCCAGAGAAUAUGCGCAGCUAGAGAAUCGACGCCCGUUUAAUGCUAAAUCGCAUUUAAUUCGGUUCUCCCCAUUUCUGGACGAUCAUGGAAUUAUGCGAGUCGGUGGAAGAAUCGACAACUCUACACUCAACUUCAACGCCAAGCAUCCAAUCCUAAUACCAAAGGAUUCACCACUAGCUGGACUCCUGGUUCGACAUUUUCACGUUUCACAUCUACACACUGGAGUUGAUGCUACGUUCACCAAUCUUCGUCAGCAGUACUGGAUUCUGGGUGCACGCAAUCUGGUCAGAAAGGCAGUUUUCCAAUGCAAACGCUGCUUUCUUCAACGCAAAGGCACCAGUAACCAGAUCAUGGGAGAGCUGCCAAUCCCUCGAGUUCAGGCUAGUCGCUGUUUCCAACAUACAGGGCUGGAUUACGCUGGACCGAUCGCCAUCAAGGAAUCAACAGGACGAACUCCACGGAUCGGAAAGGCAUGGUUCUCUAUCUUUGUCUGCCUAACUACAAAGGCAAUCCAUAUCGAGGUCGUCAGUGAUCUGACUGCAAAGGCCUUCAUCGCAGCCGUUCAACGAUUUAUUGCCCGACGAACAAAGCCCACCGAUCUGUACUCGGACAACGGAACCACAUUUCAUGGCGGAAAGCAAACUUUGGACGACAUGCGACGCCUAGUCAUCGAACAAUCUAAAGAUGAGGAACUGGCUGGAUUCUUCGCCAAUGAAGGCAUUUCUUGGCACUUCAUACCCCCAUCUGCCCCUCAUUUUGGCGGAAUGUGGGAAGCCGGCGUUCGUUCCAUAAAACUUCAUAUGCGACGGAUACUUGGAUCCAAGGCUCUCACGUUUGAGGAACUAGCGACUGUUUUGACCCAAAUUGAAGCCAUCCUCAACUCUCGCCCACUGUGCCCAAAUGGGGAUAAUUCGUUGGACCCGCUGACUCCCGCUCAUUUCCUGACUGGAGCUCCUUAUACUGCCCUCUCUGAACCCUGCCGUCUGGAUAUGCAAAUCAAUCGACUGGAGAGGUGGAAUCAGCUGCAAGCUAUGGUCCAAGAAACUGAGAAUCUGAAGAUCGACACACUGGUGGUACUCAAGGAGCCUAACCUACCUCCCUCUAAAUGGAUUCUUGGACGCAUCAGCGAGGUGCACGCAGGAUCAGAUGACAAAGUACGGGUCGUAACAGUAAAGACGGCCCAUGGAUCCUACAAACGCCCAAUUACCAAAAUUGCUGUCUUGCCUCUGUGCUGA
Molecule: messenger RNA, 2469 nt
Organism: Drosophila kikkawai
Lineage: Eukaryota; Metazoa; Arthropoda; Insecta; Diptera; Drosophilidae
Source: RefSeq, a predicted model, not a curated record